AUUAUAGAUGCUUCAAAAUGUUAGCUAAUAUGGUAGGUACAGCGUUCCUAUUAACUCACUAUUACUCAUUGUUGAACAUUGGAGCCUUGGUUUAUAUGUGGCACACCAUGGGCUUCAACGGGUUCUCCAUGGUUUAUCUGCUGACAUUCAUAGCUCUGUUGUUUGAAUAUUACAUCUGGUGUCGUUUAGUGGACUCCUUCCAGGACGUGGCCGAUUCCAUUGGGCAGCUGGUCUACGAAAUCUGUGUUUAUAUGCCCCACAGCCCGGACCACCAUUCGGAGUACCGUCAGCUGAGAACGAGUCUGAUCAUCAUUUGGAUCAACAAUGCCAAAGCAUAUACCGUGAGCUGCUACGGACUGCUGAAGGUUUCAACGCUUGCGUUUGUCGAUAUGGUUGACAUCACCUACACGGUGCUGAUGUUUCUGAUCAACAUGAUUGACCAUUGAAUAUGUGCAAACCGAAGCCGUAUUGUUUUUAAGUCAUCAAAUAUAAGAUAAGUCUAUUCAGAAAUAUAC
Messenger RNA from Aedes albopictus (Asian tiger mosquito), 515 nucleotides. RefSeq lists its product as uncharacterized. The transcript is spliced from 2 exons. The record is from RefSeq and is a predicted model, not a curated record. NCBI's taxonomy places the organism in Eukaryota, Metazoa, Arthropoda, Insecta, Diptera, Culicidae. Bases 18 to 446 code for a protein of 142 amino acids.